Molecule: messenger RNA, 3115 nt
Organism: Parasteatoda tepidariorum (common house spider)
Lineage: Eukaryota; Metazoa; Arthropoda; Arachnida; Araneae; Theridiidae
Gene: crp
Product: transcription factor cropped
Biological process (GO): regulation of transcription by RNA polymerase II
Cellular component (GO): nucleus
Molecular function (GO): RNA polymerase II cis-regulatory region sequence-specific DNA binding; protein dimerization activity; DNA-binding transcription factor activity, RNA polymerase II-specific
Source: RefSeq, a predicted model, not a curated record
UGUUGGACCAACCCUGACAGCUGAUUUCGCAGCUGUGUAAGUUGUAAUACGAUAAAAAAAUAGUUCCUGCUCAUUUUCAUUUCAUUUAAGCAGAUCUUACCUUUAAUUCACAAUAAAGGCAAACAAAUAUAAAUACUGACUACUUUUUAUCAUUAUGCUAUCAAAAUUGCGUUUUAAAAAUUUAAAAAAUAUUCAACACGUGCGCGGAUGAAUCAAUGUACUCCGUCAGUGAAUGUUUCCCGCGCAAAAGUACGAUAGGCGCAGCGCUUGGAUGUGAAUCAAGGUGUGAUAUUUGUGUUACUAUUAAUCGCGAUUUGUGUUAGAUGUGAAAAAAAACAAACAAUUCUUAGCGCAGAGUUUGUCCAGAACUUUGUGUAAAAUGGCGUUUUAUCAUCGGAAUAAUGAAAGAAAGCAGCGUCAUGAUUAUCGGCGGGAAGAAGAGGAAGUUGUCGGCAGCCUGUGCAGGUUAGGAAACAGACCAAUUUCUCCUAAAAGUUUAUUAGAACAAGAGAAGAGGAUAAGAAGAGAAAUUGCUAACAGUAAUGAAAGACGCAGAAUGCAAAGUAUAAAUGCGGGCUUUCAAUCUCUUCGUGCUUUACUGCCUCAUCGUGAAGGUGAAAAACUAAGCAAGGCAGCAAUACUUCAGAGUACAGCUGAUUAUGUAUUUCAAUUGGAACAAGAGAAGGCUAGACUCUUAGAACAAAACAGCCAGUUUUCACGAAGAUUGCUUCACUCUCCAUCUAAUAUUCAAGACAGUGAUGGUAGUUGUUCUGGAUCUCCUUUACCAAAAAGGAAAAAACGAGAGCCUGCAGAUUGCAUUGAUGAAGGAAUUGGUAGUUCUAGCCCUUCUAGAAGUGAGAAUGGAGGUGAUGAUAUGAAAAGAGAAAUAAUGGAAUUGAGACUUCAACUUGAGCAUGAGAGAACAUUGAGGGUGCUUGUGGAACAACAACUUCGGAACUUAGAAUCUAGACUUUAUUCUACUGAUAAUGAAGCAGCUGAACAGUACCAUAGUGUGACUGAGGAUAUUGACAAAUGUUUGAACUUUGGUCAGGAGAGUGGACUUGGCAGUCCAAUAUCAAGUCAGGAUGUUGAGAGUUCUCACGAAAUGUCUCCAAGAGGCUCAAGUCCUGAAUUAUCCAAUUUAGAUGUUCCAGAAGAUCUUUCAGGCAAAAGUAGCUCAGUUCUACUUCCAAGUGUAGAUGAGUUAUCAAUUUCGGAUAAUACCAUUCCAGGACUUGUACUAUCAUCUAGUGAUAUUAGCAUAGAAUCUUUUCCUGUAGACUUUAAUAUUGCCUCACAACAAACAUCUUACAAAGUUAGCACAUCUAGGCAGAAUCUUGAAACAAUAGUUGAAGCAAUUAGACAUGUAGAAGGGGAUCACAUGUUUAGAGAUGACCCUACACCAGAAUUAUUGGACUUAGUCAAUGAAAGUCAAAUAAUGUUAAAUCACAAACCAGAUCAAACUUCUAUGAUUUCAUUUCAACAUCAUAUAAUAAAAAAAGCUCCUCUCAUUCAAUCUCGACCUGGAGUGAUAGUCUCCAAUCUCUCUUAAACAUUUCAUUUUGGCAUUUUCAUACCUGUAUAAAUUAUCCAUUUUUCAUUGAGGUGUGCCCAUACAUGAGUGUAUAGUAAAAUUGUAACACUGUUUUUUAUGAGACACUUGAAAACUUUUGCAUUUUAUAUAAAAAAAAAUUUUAAAGAUUGUUUGUAUAUUUAAAAUGUACUAUAAGGAAUUUUGUUGUAUGAUAAUUAUUCUUAUUGUUAGAAUUGGUUUUAAACUGCAUGUUAUAAUUAAAAAAUUUAUUUGCCAAAAAAUCAGUGCUUUUAACUAUAAAUGGUCUCGAAAUUUUAUAAUUUUUUAUCGGAUUAAUAAGUUUUUUAAAGUUGCUUAGAUUCUAGUUCUUAUUUAUAGAACGUCUGGAUCACUUUAAUUUGAAUAAUAUUUUUAACCUUGUGUGCUGUAAAUCUGUAACUAAUUUUAAAAUGAAGGAGAUGAGUAGAACAUUUUUUAAGAAAAUUUUUUCUUGUUUGUGUAAUUAUGUAAUAUUGUUUUUUUUUUUUUACACAUCAUACCUCAUAUAUUUAUUUACACAAAUGUAUUAAUCCAUUAAGCUUAAGAAAUUACUCUGUCUUUAUAUAUAAUAUAUAAUAUUUCAAAAUGCAAGUUUAAUCCAUUAUAUAUCAAUCUAAUAAUUGUGUAAAUAAUCAAAAAGAUACUAUGUAAUAUAAUUUUUUUCCUGAUCUUUGUAAUUAUAACAACCUUUUUCCAUUUAAUUUCAUACUUUGAAAAAAAAAAAUUCCCACAACAGCCAGUUAUGAGCAAGUAAUGUCUUGAGGCUCCACAAUUUUGCUACCAGUUGCAUGAGGGCGACAAUGUUGUGAGCAGUAAUCGCCAUUACUUCUCAUACAAGCUGGUAUCCAUUGAUUUGAAGCUGGAUGAAUGUCAGGCCACCACAUGGAAUAGAACUCCAGUGCUUUAAAAUGACAGCUCAGUGCUUUUGUUUCAUUUAUUUAUCUGUAGUAACUGAUUUACUAAAUUUCUUAUGUCAUCAAACUUACAUUGCCGUUAUAUUCAGUUUAUUUUUUAUGGUGGCAUAAUACCUUCUAUAGACUAAUUUUAAAUAAAUUGUCAAACUUUGUUUAUUGUCAAGCUUUGUUGUUAACCCUAAACUAUUUGAAUUUUGUUUCUUAAUUAAAAGAAACAUUAUUAUUGAUAAUUUAAAGAUACAUGUAGUUUUUAUCGGAGCCUGAAAAUCAUAUUGCAUGUGUCAUGUAAAAAAUCGUCGCAUGCUUUUUUUAACAUUACGUGCUUGACCAGGCAUGUAAAUAUCAAUUUAGCACCUCCUGUUUUAACAGAAACAUGAAAAUGCCAGAUAGGACUCAAAAGGGUAGAGGAAGAAAGGGAAAAGAUUUUAAUGUUAUGUAAUAUAACAAUGAAAAAGAAUUCAUCAAACAAAAGUAGCUUUUUUUUUUUUUACUUUCCUAGUUUUUCUUAUUUUUCUUUUAAAAUAAAGCACCCCAUUUUCUGUUCCAUAAAAAAAUAAAUACUUCUGAUAAUAUCCUUUGUUAAAUUUAUAACUCUGCAUUUACUCAGUCAAUGCUAAUUCAUGCAAAA